AUGAACAGCCUUUUGGAGACCUCGAUUGAGCUCUCUGAUACAGCUAAGGAACUCCAUCUGAAAAUGGUACGAGGAGGACCGGGGGUAAUGUUCACACAGAUUGAAUUGCAGGGAUUCAUUGGAGUGUCAUCUCUAGGUGACCUGAUGCUUAUCAUACAAGAAUUGCUGGAUAAGAACUUGAUCAAGCUUGUCAAACAGAACAACGAGCUCAAAUUCCAAGCAGUGGGUAUCGAUGAAGCACAGAAAAAAUCCACAAUGUCUGCAGAGGAAUCGCUGGUCUACUCAUACAUCGAGGCCAGCGGCAGGGAAGGUAUAUGGACCAAGACUAUCAAGGCCAAGACAAACCUACAUCAGCACGUUGUGCUCAAAUGCUUGAAGAGUCUUGAAUCACAGCGGUACGUUAAAAGUGUCAAAAGUGUCAAGUUUCCCACAAGAAAAAUCUACAUGCUCUACAAUCUACAACCAUCCAUCGAUGUCACAGGUGGACCAUGGUUCACGGACAGUGAACUAGAUGUCGAAUUCAUCAACAGUCUGUUGACAAUCGUCUGGCGUUUUGUGUCCGAAAAGACCUUCCCGGACGGUUUCAAAAAUUUUAGUGGCAGCAACAUCGAGAAGCUGUACUCCCCCGAUGUCAAAAACUACUCCACAACCCAAGACAUACUUGAUUUCAUCAUAGGCGCUCAGGUUGCGAAUGUUGAGUUGACAACGACUAAUAUACGGUCUCUAUGCGAUGUACUGGUGUACGAUGACAAACUGGAAAAAGUCCAUCAUGACUGCUACAAGGUUACCUUACAGAGCGUUUUGCAAAUGACUCAAACUGCGUCAAAGGACGCAGAGUUCUGUAUCUUCGAUUAUUACAAUUCAAUCGCACCUUCACAGAACGACAAAGACGCCGUGUAUUUUGACGAAUGGCCACUGUAG
Molecule: messenger RNA, 921 nt
Organism: Zygotorulaspora mrakii
Lineage: Eukaryota; Fungi; Ascomycota; Saccharomycetes; Saccharomycetales; Saccharomycetaceae
Gene: RPC34
Product: DNA-directed RNA polymerase III subunit C34
Exons: 1
Coding region: 1-921 (306 amino acids)
Biological process (GO): transcription by RNA polymerase III
Cellular component (GO): RNA polymerase III complex
Source: RefSeq, a predicted model, not a curated record